AUGGCCGACCACCUCUUCGUGUUCGCCAACAACAAGGCCGGCAUGGACGGCGUCGACCGCUCCAAGGUCAACGAGACCAUCUACGAGCUCUCCAAGGACUCGGCCUUUUUCAAAAACUCGCUCGAGAAAGACGCCAAGACCGACGCGCGCAUCGCCGAGCUGC
This is a messenger RNA of Saprolegnia parasitica CBS 223.65, 163 nucleotides long. RefSeq lists its product as hypothetical. Lineage: Eukaryota; Oomycota; Saprolegniomycetes; Saprolegniales; Saprolegniaceae. The transcript has a single exon. Gene Ontology annotation, biological process: error-prone translesion synthesis. Gene Ontology annotation, molecular function: DNA-directed DNA polymerase activity. Gene Ontology annotation, cellular component: nucleus. The annotation marks the transcript as partial. The record is from RefSeq and is a predicted model, not a curated record.